Molecule: messenger RNA, 3337 nt
Organism: Fundulus heteroclitus (mummichog)
Lineage: Eukaryota; Metazoa; Chordata; Actinopteri; Cyprinodontiformes; Fundulidae
Gene: smad5
Product: SMAD family member 5
Exons: 7
Coding region: 805-2214 (469 amino acids)
Biological process (GO): SMAD protein signal transduction; regulation of transcription by RNA polymerase II; BMP signaling pathway
Cellular component (GO): heteromeric SMAD protein complex
Molecular function (GO): RNA polymerase II cis-regulatory region sequence-specific DNA binding; I-SMAD binding; DNA-binding transcription factor activity, RNA polymerase II-specific
Source: RefSeq, a predicted model, not a curated record
CUAUAUUCGGAAUCCCGAGGCUGAAUGGAGAGUCCGCAUUCCUAGCAGUACGCGCUCCGUGAGAAGAGUUUCGUCUGCGAGAACGGCGGCGAAUCCGGAGAUGCUAGUUGGAUUAAUUAAAAUUAAACGGAUUAGCGACGCGGGAAUUGUUGAAUUGUCGAACAUCUGACAACAAAGGGCGACAAUACAACAAACCACAGAGCUCCAGACUGAGCGGAGCCAGCAGCAACUUGUGCGAGAGAGACGUCCCACAGCCUCAGCACGACCACCGAGCGCGGCGGAUCUGAUCAGUGACGCUAACCUGAGCGGGACGGCGGCCUCCAGAGGAGCUGGCAGUCUUUGAGCCAUGUCCUCUUCCCUUUAAAGCGCGUGUCAGACAUUCGCCGGUGAGACCCGCUGCUGCGUUCUGAUCUCAGCUCGGACCAUUCGCUCCCCCCUCCUCUUCCUCCUCUUCCUCCUCUUCCCAUCGUCGCUGGUGACCCUUCUCCGGACAGCUUGCUGGAGGGCCCUUCCUGACCAGGAGCAGCUGCGUCCUGCUUGCUGACUCCCGGUCCUCCCUUGCUUCCUGUCCUUGGUCAGACAAGGCUGAAGCCUCCCCUCCGUUCACCCCACCCAUCAUCUCUGCCUGCCUCCCGCUCUCUGCCACACUUGGACUCACACCCUCCAGCCGCCUGAUCUGCCGAUCCCACACCCAGACUCUUUUUAGAGCGUUUUUUGCUCUCCGGUGGUCGUCAGCGAACUCCUCGGACAAAGCCGGGCUCACCAAGAACCUCCAGAGGGCCUCUGCUGCUGCCAGCUGGCAGGAUGACCUCCAUGUCCAGUCUGUUUUCUUUCACCAGCCCCGCCGUCAAGCGGCUGCUGGGCUGGAAGCAAGGGGACGAGGAGGAGAAAUGGGCCGAAAAGGCGGUGGAUGCGCUGGUGAAGAAGCUGAAGAAGAAGAAGGGCGCCAUGGAGGACCUGGAGAAAGCCCUGAGCUGCCCCGGCCAGCCCAGCAAAUGUGUCACCAUUCCACGGUCGCUGGACGGUCGGCUGCAGGUGUCGCACAGGAAGGGCCUCCCUCACGUCAUCUACUGCAGGGUGUGGCGGUGGCCCGACCUGCAGUCCCACCACGAGCUCAAGCCCCUGGAGGUGUGCGAGUACCCGUUUGGCUCCAAACAGAAGGAGGUCUGCAUCAACCCGUACCACUACAAGCGAGUGGAGAGCCCCGUGCUCCCACCUGUCCUGGUACCGAGGCACAGCGAAUUCAACCCGCAGCACAGCUUGCUGGUGCAGUUCCGCAACCUCACCCACAACGAGCCGCACAUGCCCCUGAACGCCACCUUCCCAGACUCCUUCCCGCUACCGCACAGCGGCGGCGGCGGCAACAGCAACGGAGGAGGAGGCGGCGGCGGCUCUUUUCCCAUCUCUCCCAAUUCUCCUUAUCCUCCUUCUCCAGCCAGCAGCGGGACCUAUCCAAACUCUCCUGCCAGCUCGGGGCCCUCCAGUCCAUUCCAGCUCCCAGCUGACACCCCGCCCCCGGCCUACAUGCCCCCCGAGGAGCAGCUGGGCCAGGACAGCCAGUCCAUGGAAACGAGCAGCAGCAUACCCAGAGAUGUGCAGCCAGUGGAGUAUGAGGAGCCGAGCCACUGGUGCUCUAUCGUCUACUAUGAACUUAACAAUCGCGUCGGCGAGGCCUACCAAGCCUCGUCCACCAGCGUGCUUGUGGACGGCUUCACCGAUCCGUCCAACAACAAGAACCGCUUCUGCCUCGGACUGCUGUCCAACGUCAACCGCAAUUCCACGAUCGAGAACACCCGCAGGCACAUCGGCAAAGGAGUGCACCUGUACUACGUCGGGGGAGAGGUGUACGCGGAGUGCCUGAGCGACACCAGCAUCUUUGUCCAGAGUCGUAACUGUAACUACCACCACGGCUUCCAUCCCACCACCGUGUGCAAGAUCCCCAGUGGCUGCAGCCUGAAGAUUUUUAACAACCAAGAAUUUGCUCAGCUUCUGGCCCAGUCGGUGAAUCACGGCUUCGAGGCCGUGUAUGAGCUGACAAAGAUGUGUACUAUUAGGAUGAGCUUUGUCAAGGGCUGGGGAGCAGAGUAUCACCGACAGGAUGUCACCAGCACCCCCUGCUGGAUCGAAGUGCACUUGCACGGGCCCCUCCAGUGGCUGGACAAAGUGCUGACACAGAUGGGUUCUCCUCUCAAUCCCAUCUCCUCUGUGUCCUAAUAAGACUUCUGGGAGAUUAGAAGACUUUUUGCCUUUUUGUUAUCGUUUAUCUUUUUUUUUUUUUUACAUUUUUUAUGCCCCUGCCCCCACAUUGAUUUGUAAUUUAAAGCUGUCUUAAUGGCUGAACUGUUUACACUUAUCUUGGGAAGGGAUAUAAAACUCUGGCAGGAAAUGUAUCAACAGUGUCAGCCAGAAUCCAAUUCAUUUAUAUAUAUAAAUAUAUUAAAAAAAACAACUAAUGUUGGAAAUGCAGGAAGAUACCUGGAGAAAGAGCGGGAAGAGGAAGGCCAAGUUACAUUAACGACACGGACACACUACUGCUCGACAAUGCUGCAAUACGGAUUAAUUUAGGCCUGACGCUGUCAAAGGUUAAUUACACAAUGGCUACAUUGUUUUUGUUUUUGAAAAAUUAUUUUAUUUCUUUAAUUGUAGUUUAUAAUUAAGCAGAACUGUUCCACUACUCUGCUUUGUUUGCCUGAGAACUAGAGAUUUCCGCAACACUUUUCUUACGUUGUCGUCUGUCAGUUUAUUUCAGAUACAGACAUGUUUACCGUUAGGCUCUGAUAUAACAAAUGCUUUUUUUUUUUAUAGUCUCUACUGCUAGAAAUGAACACUGAGCUACUGCUUUUAAGAAAGUUCUGUAUGCCAAUGUGAUAGUUUUUUAUUUUUAUUAUUUUUGUUUUCUUUUGAUAUGGGAGAUCACUGAACAAGUUUAACAUGCCAUAAGCUAACCACAUUGUUAAUGUUACAUCUGUUGCCAUAGAUAGGUGUUGUGAAACCACAGAUUGAGCACCACCAUUAUUGAGGCUUGUUUGUACGCUCAAGUUUAAGUAAGAGUGGCUGUAAUUUCCAGACUCACUGUAUUAACAAUAUUGUGCACUCGUACAUUUUGUGGAGGCAUAUUAAAUUUUGGCUUGGGUACCAAGGCAUUAUGUUAAUUCACUUCAUUAGCUCAAUGAAAUAAAAAAAAAAAACGGUAUUUGUUUUUAGCUGAUCUGUUUCUGUACUCCACUCAAGUUGAAUUUUCUAAUGUAUGAAUCAUCGACACAAUGCUUCUCCCAAUGCACCUACCAAUAAUUUCCUUUUUUUUUUAUUAAACAUGGAUGUUUUUAUACCACAUCAA